CAAUGAACAUUCAUUAGAUAUUAUGCCAUUGCCAUCACUCUCUCUUUGUCUUUUCUUCCACCGCUCCAACCCAAGUUUCAACACUCUCUCUCUUUCUGCUUUUGUUGUUACAUGACGUUUCUCCCUCAUCCUCACACUUCCAUUGCACUUCCCUCGUUUUCUGCAUCCCCUCUCACUGAUCUCUCCAUAUAUUUGCUUUUUAUGACGCCAUUAAGAACCACACCACUUUGCUUUACAGAGUGUGUGCAGCUGCAAGAUGGGUAAAGCACCUUGUUGUGAGAAACAUGGAGUCAGAAGGGGAGCUUGGACACCUGAAGAAGACCAAUCUUUGGUUGACUACAUCCACAAACAUGGCCAUGGAAGUUGGCGUUCACUUCCCAAACAUGCAGGUCUCCUACGAUGUGGAAAAAGCUGUCGGCUUCGGUGGAUAAACUAUCUUCGUCCUGGCAUCAAGCGUGGCCCAUUUACUAGUGAAGAAGAAAGUACAAUUGUUCAACUUCAUGGCAUGCUUGGCAACAGGUGGGCUUCUAUAGCAUCCCAACUACCUGGAAGAACAGACAAUGAGAUUAAGAACUACUGGAAUACCCAUCUGAAGAAGCGUCUCCUUCGAUCAUGUUAUUCCCAAAGAGCAAAACAGCUAUGUGUGAUUCCUGAUCCAACGAUUGUGAAGUCUGAAUCUCCUUCGACGCGUCACAUGGUACAAUGGGAGAGUGUGAGAGUUGAGGCAGAGGCAAGGUUGUCAAUGGAAUCCACAAUGCUCAAUUCAUGGCCAACGAGUAAAACAUGCCCUGAUCACUUUCUUCAACUUUGGAAUUCAGAGGUUGGAAAGUCAUUUCGCAUGAUCAAGGGAAAGGAAGAAGGAGUAGUGAGUCAAAGCCUUGUCUCACAACCUUCAUCCUCAUCAAAAUUGGAGUCUUGUUCAGAUGUGUCAUUGCAGGUGAAAAACAACACUGGAAAUAGUAGUUGCAUUCCAAAGCUGGAGGAUGUGAGCAUGGUUCAUGAACAAACAAGUAGCUACAAACCAAAGCUUGAUGAUGACACAGCUGGUUCUGACUCAGGCAAUUAUGAAUUUCUUGAUACUUCUGAUUCAACACUGAAGCACCUUCUACAUAUGCCUGAUAGUGAUAUGGGAUUCUUGGGACAGAAUGAUCAUUUCCAAAAUCUCCUUGAUGGUACAUGUGACUAAGAUAGUCUCCUUCAGUUGAACUGAUAGGAAAAUUUUCUUUGCCUUUUCUUCUUUUUUGUAAAUGCACUCACCAUGUAGCUGGUUUUCAAUAGUUGGUCUAGAAGGGAAAAAAGGUAGAUAGAAGAAAAGUUGCUUAGAGAUCAAGUUUUACCCUCCACUUGAUAGCAGUAGCUAAAAGUUAACAUUAAUGAAUUCAGAGUUAAUGAUAUUGUUCUUGCCCU
Molecule: messenger RNA, 1407 nt
Organism: Glycine soja
Lineage: Eukaryota; Viridiplantae; Streptophyta; Magnoliopsida; Fabales; Fabaceae
Product: transcription factor MYB41-like
Exons: 5
Coding region: 257-1186 (309 amino acids)
Source: RefSeq, a predicted model, not a curated record